This is a messenger RNA of Leptidea sinapis, 1015 nucleotides long. Its product is annotated as acylphosphatase-2-like. The coding region runs from base 89 to 484 and encodes 131 amino acids. Gene Ontology annotation, molecular function: acylphosphatase activity. The transcript has 3 exons. NCBI's taxonomy places the organism in Eukaryota, Metazoa, Arthropoda, Insecta, Lepidoptera, Pieridae. The record is from RefSeq and is a predicted model, not a curated record.
UUCACACUUCACAGUUCACAGAGAAUCUAUUGCUAAUUACAAAUUUGUAUUUUGUGUUUAGUAAUUAUUUAUUUUGCCCUUUGAUUAAAUGUUUCGCUUAUUACUCGUAACAACGAUAGAAAGUAGCAUAAAUACUUCUUUCUAUACUGUGAUAAAACUUAAUCACUCAACACCUACAGCGGCAAUAACAAUGGCUCUUCGUAGCGUAGACUUUGAAGUUUUUGGUAAAGUUCAAGGUGUUUUUUUUCGAAAGUAUACUAAAGAGCAAGCUGAUAAAUUAGGUUUAAAGGGUUGGUGCAGAAACACAUCUAGAGGAACUGUGGAAGGACAAUUGGAAGGUCCCACAGGAAAAGUUGAUGCCAUGAUGCAAUGGCUGAAGUCUACUGGUAGUCCAAGCAGUAAAAUUGAUAGAGCAAUUUUUAGCAAUGACAAAGAUAUUAGUGAAUUGAACUAUAACACCUUUGAGAUUCGUCGUGACAACUAGUAGAAUUAUGUGUUAUUUUAGCUGACAUCAAAUUAUUAUUUUGUUUAUGUCAGUUUAUGUAUUUGCUGACAGGAAAAAUAAUGCUCUCUUGGCAUGUAGAGUGCUCCAGUUAUGAGCAAGGAUGCAAAUAUCAAAAUAUUUGCUUAGACAAUUUAUAUGUCUAGAUAGAGUGUCUUGCUGCUGGACAACCGAUGAAAACAGGCCAGGUUUUUUACUUUAGUGUGUUGCACACUCGCGAUUUGCAUGACAAUGUGUUAGUUUGCGCGCAUUGCUCAAAAUAGAGGUAAAUUACUGACAACCCUAGUAUAUUUUUUUCAACGUUUUCACAGCUGUCACAGUCUAUCUAAACAUAUAAAUUAAACAUACAAGCUCGCACACUGGUGUGCAUGAAUGUAUGUUGACAUCGCAAACCUAUAUCUUUCUGUUCAGUGCAUGACAGUGAUUGUUCAAUGGUAUUUAAUGAAGUUGUGAUGAGCAGUGAAUUAUGUUAUCAAUUGUUUUAAAUAAAUAUUACAAAGAUUUCGGUUUUAA